This is a messenger RNA of Lolium rigidum, 927 nucleotides long. RefSeq lists its product as uncharacterized. Bases 1 to 927 code for a protein of 308 amino acids. The transcript is spliced from 6 exons. The record is from RefSeq and is a predicted model, not a curated record. NCBI's taxonomy places the organism in Eukaryota, Viridiplantae, Streptophyta, Magnoliopsida, Poales, Poaceae.
AUGGCUCAUUGUUAUAGUGAAAUAUUGCUCGUUGUGUGGUUUUCCUUUGCAUCAUGCUACCUCACUUUGGUCGAAUCAAUAGAUGCGGGCGGAAAUACACGAAUGGAUGAGAAGAACACGACUCUUGUUAGACCUGUGCCUUGGUUCGUCAAAACUCAAGAUGGAGGAAGCAAUAUUAUUUCACAUUAUGCAAUGUGGCAUACGGUUCCAGGAAAAAACUUCGGUCUUCGUGCUGAAAUUAGUAUAUGGGACUCACCAAAUCAAACGGAGUCUCAAGAAUCCGGAGCAUCCUUACAGAUCUAUUGUCAAGAUGGAGGACACUACAACAUGAUUGAAGCUGGAUUUCACGUUUCACCCUCUUUGUACCAUAAUAGAGACGUUCACUUCUUUACAUACUGGACGAAGGACACCAAGUCAGCCGGCUGCUAUAACUUAGAGUGCCCAGGAUAUGUUCCUACAACUAGAGCUGCACUAGUGCCAGGGCAAGUCAUUACUCCUCCAUCAAGCUAUGGCGUGCAAGACCGCUACGUCAGGCUUAGCCUUAAUAAGGAUCCAAACUCUGGAGAUUGGGUGGUGUACAGGCAUGAUUUAGAAACCCCAUCCUUCUUGGGUUAUUUCCCUAUAGGGCUUUGCCCCAAUAUGCCAGUUAUAGAAGCAUUGACCGGAUUCGUGAAUUAUUUCAAUAAUACACAGGGUCCUCCGAUGGGCAGUGGGCACUUUCCCGAUUUUGAGGAUAGUGAAAACAAAAUUGCUUACUUCAAGCAUAUUAAGAAAUACAACUCCGGUGGUCAUCCUUAUGAUCCAAUCUUAUUUGAAAUGAAGUAUCUAGUUGACAGGCCGGACUGUUAUAAAUUAAGUUAUCCCGUUCCAGCUCUUAGCAGGGGAUUUAUCUUUAGCUAUGGUGGACCAAGUGGAUGUAUUGGUUGA